AUGUCAGGAUUACAACGUCGUCGUGUUAAGAACGCCAACACUGGGGAAUUGUCUGGUUCUUCCCAGCCAGCGUCUCCAAAAGUCCCUGCUUCUUCCAUCGCUGGGGUGGUGCCAGACAGAACCAAUGAAGAUCACAAGAUAGCUUACGAUCCAGAAGACAUGAACACAUCAAAACAGAACUCAAGCGCCCCAUUGUUAACGCUCAUGGAAGAAGUGUUGCUCAUGGGGAUCAAGGACAAAGAAGGAUACUUAUCAUUUUGGAAUGAUAACAUCUCUUAUGCUUUACGUGGAUGCAUAAUCUUGGAAUUGGCGUUCCGUGGUAAAAUCCAAAUGCUCAAUGAUCCAGCCCGUAGAAGAUUCGAGUUGAACGAAAGAUUAAUUGAGGUGAUUGAUGACUCUUUGACUGGGGAAGUGUUGUUAGAUGAAACUUUGAAACUUAUGAAAAAUGAUGAAGGUCAUUUGAGUGUUUCUACAUGGAUUGAUUUAUUGUCCGGUGAAACCUGGAACUUAAUGAAGAUCAAUUAUCAAUUAAAACAAGUCAGAGAAAGAUUAGCUAAAGGAUUGGUCGAUAAAGGGGUAUUAAGAACUGAAAGAAAGAACUUUUUGUUGUUUGAUAUGGCCACCCAUCCUGUUGCGGAUUUGACAUGCAAAGAUCUGAUAAAAAAGAGGGUGUUGUCACUUUUGGUGGCCAGAAACGCCGCUUUGAACAACAACAAAUUCUUUACUGAGAACGUUGAUUAUAAAUGGCUUAGAUCUAUCUGUCUUGUAUGCGGUUGUUUUGCUGCCAAUGUUUUGGAAAAUGUUCUUGUGCGUUUGAAUUACGAUCAAAGAGAUAAUGCGUUUGCCAGAGCAGAUGAACUAUUGAACGAAUACUCCGAAUAUCCAUUUUUGUCCCAAACAAGUAGUCUAGGAGUCGGGGCAAACGUUGCAGAAGAGGUCAAUAAGGAGAUUGAAGAAUUGGGUAACAAAGAGUUACAAUUGGAGGUUAUUGCUGCGGUGUUGAGUGUGUUUUCUAAAAUGGAUUCGUUGUUGUGA
This is a messenger RNA of Saccharomycopsis crataegensis, 1035 nucleotides long. RefSeq names its product Vps74p (gene VPS74). Gene Ontology annotation, biological process: Golgi to plasma membrane protein transport; Golgi vesicle budding; retrograde vesicle-mediated transport, Golgi to endoplasmic reticulum. Gene Ontology annotation, molecular function: phosphatidylinositol-4-phosphate binding. The record is from RefSeq and is a predicted model, not a curated record. NCBI's taxonomy places the organism in Eukaryota, Fungi, Ascomycota, Saccharomycetes, Ascoideales, Saccharomycopsidaceae. Bases 1 to 1035 code for a protein of 344 amino acids. Gene Ontology annotation, cellular component: trans-Golgi network; cytosol; Golgi cisterna. The transcript has a single exon.